This is a messenger RNA of Penicilliopsis zonata CBS 506.65, 1330 nucleotides long. RefSeq lists its product as hypothetical. The record is from RefSeq and is a predicted model, not a curated record. Lineage: Eukaryota; Fungi; Ascomycota; Eurotiomycetes; Eurotiales; Aspergillaceae. Gene Ontology annotation, biological process: mitochondrial respiratory chain complex I assembly. Gene Ontology annotation, cellular component: mitochondrion. Gene Ontology annotation, molecular function: S-adenosylmethionine-dependent methyltransferase activity. The transcript is spliced from 2 exons. The coding region runs from base 204 to 1271 and encodes 355 amino acids.
UCGUUGCGGAACCCAAAGUCGAGCUCCGCAACGGAAAUCGAAGAAAAUCGACGUCAGAAUCCAACGAAGACCAACUCCAGCUCGACUUCCGCCUCUUAGGGGUAGUUCUCGGUCACUGGCUUAUCUGAAAUAUUUGCAAAAUGUUCUAAAUACACCCGAGAAACGGUACAACACCUACAAUUGCAGCCCGAAAACCCCUCGCUAUGUCUGUUCGUCAUUUUCUACGCCGGGCUGCGCUGCCGCAGCGAACGUUCGCUGCGACGACAACAAGACACUACGCCAGCCAGAAGCCUGGAAACCCUGUUCUAGAGAUCUUCAACCGCAAAGUCAAGCAUGUACAAAAGGAUCGCGCGGCUUGGAAUGUGGAUGAAAGUCGCAAGGUGGACUAUCUCAAGGAUGAGGUGGCGAUGCGGUUAUGCGAGCGGUUACUGGAUAUCAAGCGUGACUUUACCAAUGUGCUCGAUCUCGGUGCCAACAGCUGCAACAUCGCUCGUGCCUUGACGACACCAAAUCCGGACCCAGACCCGGAAGCAGGAUCGUCUGCACCACUUGCGACUCGCAUCUCGAAGCUCACAUGUGCGGACACCUCACGAGCGCUGCUGUACCGCGAUGCCGACCUCCCUUUCAACCAGGAGCUCGCCAUCGAGCGAGACGUGAUCCCCGACCUCGAAUCCCUGCCCUACAAACCCAACAGCUUCGACGCGGUGCUCUCGUCGCUCUCGAUCCAUUGGAUCAAUGACCUCCCUUCCCUGCUGGAACAGGUCAACACCAUCCUGAAACCAGACUGUCCGUUCAUCGCGGCCAUGUUCGGUGGCGACACGCUGUUCGAGCUCCGCACCUCGCUCCAGCUGGCGGACCUCGAGCGCCGUGGAGGCGUGAGCCCGCACGUGUCGCCGCUGGCGGAUGUCCGGGAUGUCGGCGGUCUCCUGAACAAGGCUGGUUUCAAGAUGCUGACCGUCGAUGUCGAGGACAUUGUCGUCGAGUUCCCGGAUACGUUUGCCCUCAUGCAGGAUCUGCAGGCCAUGGGCGAGAACAACGCCAUCAUGCACCGUCAGCUGGGUCCCCUGUCCCGGGAUGUCCUGCUGGCCAACGAGGCUAUCUACCGCCAACUGCAUAAGGAGGAGGAUGCGCGAGGUAUCCCUGCCACCUUUAGACUGAUCUAUAUGAUCGGCUGGAAGGAAAGCGAGAACCAAGCCCAGCCGCUACAGCGCGGAAGUGGGCAGGUCAACUUGAAGGAUAUUCUGGGCGGAGGGAGUUUUGAUGGGACUUGAUGUACCAUAAGACUUUCAUAUAUAUUAAACCUUACUAAUAGAAAGAAUAUGUGUAGUAA